ACUCCUCUAUCUUUCUACGUUAUUGUAAAUGCAGGUGCCGAUAGUUGUUCACGCGUUUGAGUAAGCAUUUCGGUAAGGGCGCUCCGGAAGAUCUCUGUUUCUAUUUCUGUACGGCAUAGCUGCGCAGGAGGUCGGAACUGUUAUGAUCCUGAGCUGCUUGAGCACCGUGCCGCUGGAGGAUGUCAGGGCCAACGCGCCCGACUGCGUGCUCUGGCAGCAGGUGUACCUAUUCAGCGAGAGGUGCCUCACCGAAUCGUUGGUUAAGAGGGCCGCAGAGCAGGGCUGCACGGCCAUCGUGGUGACCGCGGACGCUCCCGUCGACGGAGACAAGAUCAGCCGCCACGAGUACCCGCAUAGCCUUCCCCACGGACUCAGUACCGCCAACUUGGAUGCAUCGUUUUCCUACCACAGGCCCGAUUGCACUGCCGUGAGCGAGCACUCCCGCGAAGUAAGCGCCAUGCAUUGCGCCACCUUCAAGGAGAUCGAAUGGCUGCGCACUCUUUCAGAGCUACCUGUGGUCGUCAAGGGUGUCCUUGCGGCCGAAGACGCCCUCGAAGCACACCGGCAUGGUGCAGCUGCUGUGCUCGUGUCCAACCACGGUGGACGCCAACUGGACGGAACACCGGCAACAAUUGACGUCCUCGCUGAGAUCGUGGCUGCUGUGGGUGACAAGCUGGAAGUGUACCUGGACAGUGGAGUGCGCACAGGCGCCGACGUGGUCAAGGCGCUCGCGCUGGGAGCUCGCGCGGUCUUCGUGGGACGACCAGUGCUUUGGGGACUCGCAUACGACGGCGAACAAGGAGUCCAGAGGGUCCUGCGAAUACUGAGGAAUGAACUGGAGCACACCAUGCGACUGCUCGGUUGUUCGGACGUUAACGACCUGUGUGAAGACUUCGUCAUUGACGAGAAGCGACACCCUAGGCCACUGCGGUGUGCUCUGUGAAGGCUGCAUGACUGGGUGCAACCGAUCCUUUGCAGAACAACAGCAGCGAUGAACAAGAGUAAACAAAAGCACAGCAACCAGAAGAGCCAAGAAGAUUUCGAGUUUAGUCAUCAUGGUUAUGUGGACAUGAACAAAAUAUAGCCUA
Messenger RNA from Dermacentor andersoni, 1088 nucleotides. Lineage: Eukaryota; Metazoa; Arthropoda; Arachnida; Ixodida; Ixodidae. The record is from RefSeq and is a predicted model, not a curated record.